AUGGUCUUUGUUGAUGAUGAUAUAGAUGAUGAAUCAGUAAGUGAUGAUGAAGACUUCAUUGCUGAGGAGGAUGAAUCAGAAGAUGAUGAUGUCUUGGGGGAUUUCAUUGUGGAUGAGGAUGAGGACUCAUUUGCAUAUGAUGAUGUUUCUGAGAAGGCUUUUGAGGAUUUCUUAUAUGGUAGCUCAACUAUGGACAGGUUGUAUAGGAAUGGUAAGAUAUGGAAUGAAGAACCAUUUGGGUCCAUUAAACUAGAGCCCUGGUUGAUCUUCCCAACAAGAGAAGUGUUUUUGGAGGUUCUGAGGGAUUUUUGCAUCCAAGAAGGCUUUGGUCUUCUUGUAUUGAAAGCUGAUAAUAAGAGGUUUACAGCUGCUUGCAUAAUGGAAGCAUGUGAAUGGAGGAUACAUGCUUCCAGAUUAACUGAUAAAAUCAGUUGGGCCAUCAAGACCAUUAAGGGGGAACAUACCACUUGUGGGAGGUUAGAGGAGAACCCCAUGGUCUCUUCUGCUUGGUUGUGCAAGAAGCUGUUGGAUGUCAUUAAAACAACCCAUGAUAUACCUGUUGAGUCUUUGCAAAGGGUAGUUCAGGAGAAGUUUAGGGUGACAGUUAAGAAGAGAUUGUUUUACAAGGUAAAAACAAUGGCUAAGGAGGAGAUUUAUGGAGGGUUUGUUGAGGCUUAUAGCUUACUCCCCACAUAUGCUGAGAUGAUUAAGUCAACAAACCCAGGGUCAUAUGCCCUUAUAUCAUGGACAAGCAACACAGGUCAGGUAGCUCCAACUUUCAAGGCCUGUUUUUUUUCAUUUGCAGCACAAGUGAGGGGCUUUUUAAGGGGAUGUAGGCCUUUGAUAGGCAUUGAUGGAGCACACUUGAGUGGCUAUUAUAAGGGGAUUCUGUUGUCUGCUCUAGGUGUACAUGGUAAUAAUGAAAUCUUUUUGAUUGCAUAUGGGAUUGUUGAUACUGAGAGCACAGAAUCAUGGGAGUACUUUUUUAGGAACUUAAGGUUGUGCUUUAAAAAAGAAGGUUGCAACAAGGAAGAUUGGUGCUUCAUUAGUGAUAGGAUGAGAGGGGUUGAUGCUGCUGUGCAUGGGGUGUUUCCCAAGGCUACUAGGAGGGUCUGCUGCCAGCACUUAUAUAUGAACUGCAAGAACAUGGGCUGGAGUGGAUCAGCCUUCCACAAACUAUUCUGGGUUGCUGCAAAUGCCUACAACAAAUAUGUGUUCAACAAAGCAAUGGGGAAGAUAUUGGCUCAUGAUAAAGAUGAUGCUGCCUAUCUAGAUAACACCACAUAG
Messenger RNA from Beta vulgaris subsp. vulgaris (sugar beet), 1287 nucleotides. RefSeq lists its product as uncharacterized. The record is from RefSeq and is a predicted model, not a curated record. The transcript has a single exon. Gene Ontology annotation, biological process: DNA transposition. The coding region runs from base 1 to 1287 and encodes 428 amino acids. NCBI's taxonomy places the organism in Eukaryota, Viridiplantae, Streptophyta, Magnoliopsida, Caryophyllales, Amaranthaceae. Gene Ontology annotation, molecular function: DNA binding; transposase activity.